Molecule: messenger RNA, 1221 nt
Organism: Alternaria burnsii
Lineage: Eukaryota; Fungi; Ascomycota; Dothideomycetes; Pleosporales; Pleosporaceae
Exons: 1
Coding region: 1-1221 (406 amino acids)
Source: RefSeq, a predicted model, not a curated record
AUGGCUGUGGUUCCGGGACGACCAAUGGUGAUCAAACUGGAUCCUAGCCACACCCCCCUCGCCGCUUCGUGGAGUGACAGCCGAGUCGAACAGGAGCUGCCGCGGCCCCGCGACGUCAUUCUUUGUGAUUUUCACACCGCCUACAGAUAUCUACAGGAUAUACACAAGCUCGAAGAAAAGGUUAAUGGCGUUCUCUUGGUUGAGGAGUUUCACGAAAGCAUCUCUGCUGAUAUUGCUAAUCUUUCUGCGUGGGCUACACCUCAGGGAUCACGUUCGAGCAAAUCGGCCUGGCUUUUGACAGAUUUUCAAAUCAUGUUUACCAAUGUACACUUCGUAUUGUUCGCCUUGCAUCGACGGUUCGUGUCUCUCUCUUUAAGCAGUCGCUGUAAGGCAUAUUACUUCACAACGCAGAUUUUGGAGUUUCAAACCCGCCUGUGCGAUUGUACGGAGCCACUGCAACAUAGGAGUUUUAAACUGGGAUUUCCCACGCUCGAUGCUACGAUACUCAUUGCAGCCAUGCACAUCCGAUUUCCAGAUGAGUUUGCAGACCAAUACCCCGCAGCAAAGAGGAAUUUAGAAUGGGCUUUGGAUAGACUAAAACCUCUCGAACCCACGAAUGAUCAGGCCUGCUCAGCUUUCUAUGUUAUUCAGCAGCUGUAUCAAAAAUGUCGGCUAGCGUCUACUCUGCUCGCUCUCUUUCAUUCGCAUGUCAAGGUACGGAGGCUGGAAUAUUUGCGGAGUCAGAAUCUAAAAUGUUCCAAUCUAAUUGGGACGCCAUUCUACAGCCUUUCGAUACCACGAUUCCAGCGCGCGCAUUUCACGAGGCAAUUUGCGAUGGCACCUUCGUAUCCUCAUCAGGGGAUCAAGCGCAAUUUCUUGGAGAAAGAGACCAUUCGCCGCUUGAGAUGCUAUGCCAACUUCUCACUUUGGAAAUUUUUCAACUUACAACACGCGAAGUCACAUCCAGUGGACUUCGUUCAGCAACACACGACGAUGUCAGAUGGCAGUCUGGCUUGUACUCUAAACGAUCUGUCUUCUCUUUACAAAGGUCGAACGAUGCUUGAUCAAAGGCUGAGUGAGGCAUGGAAGCAAAAUUGUAGGAAGUUGCACAAAGAUAGUGAGAUGUUUACGGAAUACCCGCAAUGUCAGAAGGCUGAUGCAUCCCUACUGUCUGCGCUGUACCUUCAAUCGGCACCGACCAGGCGGCCCUCCUUUCGAUGA